CAGAUGUUGAGCAUUGGACGGUCUUUUAAUCAGUCAUUUCCGUCUCCUCCAUAACUGCGACCUAUUGAAGUGUGUGUACGAAGCAAAUUAUGGAGUAGUUGUUGCCACUGGAACAAUUUGAUACUCUUCGCGCGGACGUGCGAGCUAGUAGCCAUGAUGAUCCCAAGGAAACAAAAAUGGACCCCUCUUGUAUUGCUAAUAAACUAUGGACUUGUUAUAUCAAAAAUCUCUGUUGGGGACCACUACUCCUCUCUGGAGUACUGGUCUCGUUUCUCCACUUUACAAUGUCAUUACUGAUUCUUCGGUUAAAUCUGGAUGCUCAGAUGUAUUGGGCAGUUGUGAAAGUCCUGACAGUUGUUCAGAUUUCUUAUCUGACAUAUCAACAAGCCGAAGCCCGGAUUCUGGGAGAGGUUGUGACUCAUUCCUUUCUGAUUAUGUGCCAGAGGACGUUCUUGAUUUCGUUGCUGACUACUCGACGCGUCGUCCAGAGGCUGAUUCUGAGUUUCUGUAUGAUGGCUACACUGAUGCAAACGCGAUUCCUUACUUACCACAACCUACUGACUUCCACAUGCCUCAAUUGCUCGGAGAAUCUCUCAACAUUGAUUGUUUAAAGCCAAAUUCAUACACAAGUGAUCUUAUCUUGUCAAAUGUUAGACGAAAUGUUCAUUCAAAACGACGUCGUGAGAUUAAUCGUGAGGCGUCAAAACGUUAUCGACAAAGGUUGAAGCAAAAGUCAUUGCAAACGCAACAAGAUCUUAGCCUUGUUAUUUCCGCAUAUGAGCAGUCCAAAUCAGCUUACGAGAAAGCUGAGCAUGCUUUUGAUGUGUUAAAGAAUAUUGUUCUUGAUCUGAUUAAUAUUGUUCCUCGGAAUUGAACCGCUUACUUCACUUUGUCCUCCCAGAAAGCCUGUACUGUCCAAUAUAUUUCUGAGCAGUGGUAUGGUAUCUUUUCUGACUAAAUAUGUACUGUCCUGAUUGCUGUGUUCGGUGGAGACAUGUCUGUGUUCACUCUUUGAAUGUGUAAUUCUCAUAUAUUACCAGCGUUAUUUAACUACCACAACAAGUGCUUCCUGUGUUUUUGUGUCUCAGAAUAUUAAAACAAUGUGCAAGUGUGUCUGGCGAAGUGUUAUUGUCACUUGCUUCGGCUUCAGGUUUCGAAUAUUCAAAAACCAACAUUUUAAUGACACGCGGAAGCACUAAAAUACCAAGAAAUGAAAAACCAGAAAAACUAAGACCAAAUAGUCGAAGUUAAUACCAGGUAGCAAGUACAUUCUCCACUUUUAACUGCAUAGUUAACUACAUAUGUCAGUAAAAAU
Molecule: messenger RNA, 1315 nt
Organism: Schistosoma mattheei
Lineage: Eukaryota; Metazoa; Platyhelminthes; Trematoda; Strigeidida; Schistosomatidae
Source: the annotation of a GenBank genome assembly